Salvelinus namaycush (lake trout) is the source of this 612-nucleotide messenger RNA. Its product is annotated as cerebellin-2-like. The transcript is spliced from 3 exons. The record is from RefSeq and is a predicted model, not a curated record. Lineage: Eukaryota; Metazoa; Chordata; Actinopteri; Salmoniformes; Salmonidae. Bases 1 to 612 code for a protein of 203 amino acids. Gene Ontology annotation, molecular function: protein binding.
AUGGUGGUGCCAGCUCGCUGCCCGGGCCCCUGUGCCAUGCUGGCGCUCAGCCUCCUAAUGGGUUACGGUGUGGUGUACUGCGUCGCCGGCCAGAAUGACACGGAACCCAUCGUACUGGAGGGGAAAUGCCUGGUGGUCUGCGACUCCAACCCUUCCGCGGACGGCGGGGUGACCUCUUCGCUCGGGAUAUCCGUCCGGUCCGCGGGCGCCAAGGUGGCUUUCUCUGCUGUGCGCGGAACGAAUCACGAGCCCUCCGACAUGAGCAACACGUCUAUGACCAUCUACUUUGACCAGGCUUUAGUGAACAUCGGUAACCAUUUCGAUCUCAAAGCGAGUGUCUUCCAGGCGCCAAGGAGGGGAAUAUACAGCUUCGGCUUUCAUGUGGUCAAAGUUUACAACAGACAAACCAUACAGGUCAACCUGAUGCAGAACGACUACCCGGUCAUAUCAGCUUUCGCCGGUGACCAGGACGUUACGCGGGAGGCCGCGAGCAACGGCGUUCUUCUGCAACUGGAGCGCGAGGACCGGGUGUAUCUGAAGCUGGAACGGGGAACACUCAUGGGCGGAUGGAAAUAUUCCACUUUCUCAGGCUUCCUAGUCUUUCCACUAUAA